CUCAGCCCAACAACAACAACAUCAUCAGACGGGAUCCCUUCAACCAGUAAAAGCAAGCACCUGAAAGAUCACAAAUCAAGUAAGAGGAAGAAUAGAAAACAAUGGAAAUCAACAACCAUCCAUCCUCGAGCGAGAAGGAGGCCCGUCUUCUUCCCAAUGCUCCUGGCGGAACGGAGAAUGUCCAUCAACAAGCGAUACACACAGAGUCUACCACAGGGAGUUAUGAUCUAGGUCCCUCGCACAAUAACCAGCCAGCUAGCGACGAUAAACCAGAUGGGCAAGGAGAGAUUGCAGGUGAUCACUUGAUCCAAGAAGAUACUUCCAUCGGCAAAAACACUGUGAUCUGCGAGGGCACGGCUUCAGUUGCUCAAACUGAGCAGACGCAGGUGCAAUUUCUCCGUCUCUUGAAAUACGAAUGCAGGGCGUGGGUCAAGAUCGCGCUGCGAAAAGCAUCAGCUACAGAAAUACAGUCCAGUGAUUUGUAA
Messenger RNA from Neurospora tetrasperma FGSC 2508, 485 nucleotides. RefSeq lists its product as uncharacterized. Lineage: Eukaryota; Fungi; Ascomycota; Sordariomycetes; Sordariales; Sordariaceae. The record is from RefSeq and is a predicted model, not a curated record. Bases 102 to 485 code for a protein of 127 amino acids. The transcript is spliced from 2 exons.